Molecule: messenger RNA, 1488 nt
Organism: Corylus avellana
Lineage: Eukaryota; Viridiplantae; Streptophyta; Magnoliopsida; Fagales; Betulaceae
Product: Protein with RING/U-box and TRAF-like domain
Biological process (GO): multicellular organism development; ubiquitin-dependent protein catabolic process
Cellular component (GO): cytoplasm
Molecular function (GO): protein binding; ubiquitin protein ligase activity; zinc ion binding
Source: RefSeq, a predicted model, not a curated record
AAACUUCAAAUCCGCAUGAUGUUGAUCAAAUGGCUCUUGGAUUUUCAACGGUGCCCCUCUCUCUCUCUCUCUCUCUCUCUCUGCGUAUGUAAAACGAUGAAGAAAAGCACCCUUUUUGAUGAAUAGUUAUCCUUAUAAUUAUACAGAUGGAAUCCUUCCCUUAUUGCUCUUCCUUAUUUUUUGUUCGUUCAUUCUUCACAUGAUUACAUACAAAACAUUCAUUCCCACCACCAAUUGCCCACAAUUUUGACCUCUUUCUCUUUUGUCCUUCUCUUCUGGACUGUACAGCGAGAAUCCUAUACAAAGGAACCACAAAAUUAUACCCAUUUUAGGAUAACCCAUAAAUUUCUUAUUUUGGUUUUGUGUGUUCGUGGGUUGGCUUUGUUUUAUAUGAAUGGAGUCAGGUAGCAUUGAUAUCGUGCCAUCCCCGGAUGUGAUGGAUGAGGACGAGAUCCAUCACCAUCACCAUCAGUUCCCUUCGAUUUCCAAGCCUCACAACAACAACAACAACAGUCCCAGCACCACCAGCGUCCAUGAGCUUCUUGAAUGCCCUGUAUGCACUAAUUCAAUGUACCCCCCAAUCCAUCAGUGCCACAAUGGGCAUACCCUCUGUUCGACCUGUAAAACAAGGGUACACAACCGGUGUCCAACUUGUAGGCAGGAGCUUGGCGACAUUAGGUGUCUAGCAUUGGAGAAGGUAGCUGAAUCACUUGAACUGCGCUGCAAAUACAGCUCUCUUGGGUGCCCUGAGAUAUUCCCUUACUAUAGUAAACUCAAACAUGAAGCUGUUUGUAACUUCAGACCAUACAACUGUCCAUAUGCUGGAUCGGACUGCUCUGUCGUUGGAGAUAUUCCAUUCCUUGUUGCCCACUUAAGGGAUGAUCACAAGGUUGAUAUGCAUUCUGGAUGCACUUUUAACCAUCGUUAUGUCAAGUCAAAUCCCCGAGAAGUAGAAAAUGCUACUUGGAUGUUAACUGUCUUCCACUGUUUUGGUCAGUACUUCUGUCUCCAUUUUGAAGCCUUCCAGCUUGGCAUGGCUCCUGUUUAUAUGGCAUUCCUCCGUUUCAUGGGUGAUGAAAACGACGCUAGAAACUACACCUAUAGCCUGGAAGUUGGAGGAAAUGGUCGAAAACUGACUUGGGAGGGCAACCCAAGAAGCGUAAGGGACAGCCACAGGAAAGUUAGAGAUAGCCAUGAUGGCCUCAUUAUACAGCGGAACAUGGCACUUUUCUUCUCUGGAGGGGAUAGGAAAGAGCUCAAGUUGCGUGUUACGGGCCGGAUAUGGAAAGAACAGCAGAACCCAGAAGGCGGGGCCUGCAUACACAAUCUUUGUAGUUAGCCUGGAUCUCUCUCUCUCUCUCUCUCUCUCUCUCUUCCCUGUGUGCUGUACUUUCAUGCAUUAUGUUGGGAACAAUAAUAAUAUUAGUAGAUGACGCAGAUAACAUUGCUUGUCAUUAAUUAUGCAUGGUGCUGAAGGUUUCAACCUUU